UUUCCCAGCAAGCACCGGGGCUCAUGGGGAGAGGAACGCCAUUUUCAAGGAGCUGUAUCGGAACUGGCUUGCCCCAUCAACUUUGUCGCCGUGUGAUGUGUCCGCGGAGCUCCUCGUAAAUUCUCAUGCUCGCCUUUGUUUGCGAGCGGCGUGAGCGUCGCGAAAAUCCAAUCAUCCAAGUGAUGCUCGUGACGUGAUCUCUGCCGUGGGUCGGUACGUCAGGCAUAGCCCACCGUCCACCAUUAGGCACCGUCCUGCGGAAACGUCUCUUCGGCUGCGUCGCGGAUUCCAGCCUUGUGCUCGACUCUCGCAGCAAUGAGCAGCCGGAUUCCGUCUGACAAGGUGAACCUGCGGCUGAUCUUGGUCAGCGGCAAGACCAAGGAGUUCGCCUUCAGCCCGAAUGACUCGGCUGCAGAGAUUGCCCAGCACGUGUUCGACAACUGGCCUCAAGAGUGGUCUGACGAGGCCGUGUCCAAGGCAGAGAUCCUGCGCCUAAUCUAUCAGGGGCGCUUUCUACACGGCAAUGUGACUUUGGGCGCGCUGCAGCUUCCCCUGGGCAAGACCACUGUGAUGCACCUCGUGCCCCGGGAGAACCUGCCCGAGCCCAACUCUCAAGACCAACGCCAGAAGAGCAAAGAACGAAGCAGCGGCUGCUGUAGCGCCAGCUGCUCCAUACUGUGAACUUCCCCGGACCGUCGUCGGCCCUGUACAUAGCCUGAACAAAGAAUAAAAAGCGGACGCUGUGUGCGGCGACUACCGUGCGUGUGUGUGCGCGUGCGCUGAACGACACGCAUAUGUCCCCCCACCCGAGUGAAACCAAUGGAAAUGCGUGGGCGCAGUAAUGAAUCCCCCAACUUGGUAGGCCGUUCCUCCCAAGGUGCACCACCAGGCUAGUCUGUUCCACCAUGUUCGUUUCAAACGGGAAGCAGCUAGCACAGCAACUGACUGCAGCGAAGAGGUGAAGCAGCCAUGGACUGUUCUCGUGGUGUUCGUCUGGCGUCUGUUCCAGUUUCUCGGGCUGCUGUGGUGUUUACCCACUUGUCAUCAGGGCCAGAACCAACAGCGUCUUCGAGCACAGCCGGUGCAGAAGCUAUGUUUGUUUAAAGCGCAGAGCGGACCUUGCUUUUCUUUUUUUCGAUCAAUGCUGGUGGUCUGUCCGUGCCCGUCACAAAUUCACUCAGUGUCGCACAUGGGUGUCAUAGCCUUGGUGGUGCUCUGAAAGUAAAGUCUGGACACACCCUGGAAA
Messenger RNA from Rhipicephalus sanguineus (brown dog tick), 1246 nucleotides. Its product is annotated as ubiquitin-like protein 3. Gene Ontology annotation, molecular function: protein binding. The transcript is spliced from 5 exons. NCBI's taxonomy places the organism in Eukaryota, Metazoa, Arthropoda, Arachnida, Ixodida, Ixodidae. Bases 316 to 681 code for a protein of 121 amino acids. The record is from RefSeq and is a predicted model, not a curated record.